Molecule: messenger RNA, 1032 nt
Organism: Paramormyrops kingsleyae
Lineage: Eukaryota; Metazoa; Chordata; Actinopteri; Osteoglossiformes; Mormyridae
Gene: nsmce2
Product: NSE2 (MMS21) homolog, SMC5-SMC6 complex SUMO ligase
Biological process (GO): protein sumoylation; double-strand break repair via homologous recombination
Cellular component (GO): nucleus; Smc5-Smc6 complex
Molecular function (GO): zinc ion binding; SUMO ligase activity
Source: RefSeq, a predicted model, not a curated record
CUACACCAGGAAGACUUUAUACAUACUCUACACGUCGCUCGUUAGCAACGCGCGAUCAAGGCAGCUGCUGGAUGUGGCCGUUGUCAUAGUUUGCGGUUACGUGUCGUGCUGCAGUUGGCUAGCCGGUGGGCACACCUCGCAGGUCCCGGCGCGAUAGCAGGGGUGCGCCGAUUAGCUCCGCGAUUGCGUGCAAUAUUCAGCUGCCAGUGUUGCAAUUCACUCUCGGCAGCAGGUCCGUGAGCCUUAGAUACCUGGCGCCAUGUCACUGAGUGUGGUGAACACCAACCUGUCCUCCCUGAAGUCCUGUCAGACGGACGUUGCCACGGCGAUGGAUGUGGUGACCGAUGCCGCCAUGGAUCUCGCGGAAACCGAAGGGAGCGAGCGGGACAUCCAGGCGCUGGAGAAGCUGCUGUUGGACUGUGCCCGGCUGGAUGAAGACCUCACGCGCUUCUCCGAGGCCGUGGAGCAUGUCACGGCACAGGCUCGACGACAGCCCCCCGAGGCGAUGCGGGACCUGAAAGACGCAGUGAAGCGGCGAUUCGCCGAGCUGACAGACGCCCUCUCUGAUGCUGACCUCCAGAGACACGCCAAGGUGGCGGCCUUCAGGGAGAGCCUGAGGAGCUUCAGCUCGCAGACCAAUCCCUCAGCCAGCCAGAGCACGGAGGGAGAUCUGGAUGAUGACAUCGCGGUCAUGCAGAGCCAGAUUAACUUCUCCUGUCCCAUCACCCAGCUGGAAAUGGUCAAUCCAGUGAAGAACAUCAAAUGCCACCACCACUAUGAGCAGGAGGCGGCGGUGGCCGCCAUCCAGCGCAGGGAGAAGCAGAAGAAGAAGUUCCGCUGCCCCUAUGUUGGCUGUGACAACACAGACAUGAAGCAGUCGGACCUGGUGCCAGAUGCCACCCUGAGGAGAAUGAUCCAGAAGAAGCAAGGUGCAAGGACAUAAAAUGCCUUUGAGGUGUCCCGCUGUACAGUGGUGACUUUUUUGUAUGAAUUGUAAUCUUUUUUAUAAUAAAAAUGGAACUCAGCUCUGAA